AAAGUGGCCACAUUGUAGCGGCGGCGGCGGAGAUGGCGCAGCUCCGCCUGACCCGCUUCUUCCCGCAGAGCAAGGCCGGGCCGGGGCAGCCGCGGGGCGCCAAGCGGCGGAAAGGGGCGGCGGGGGAGCCGGGACUGGAGCCGGGCGCCGACCGGGCCAGCCCCGAGCAGAAGCCGCCGCUGGUUCCGCCGGGGACUCCGCUCGGCUCCGGACCCCCGCCGGCCGGGCCGCGCAGCAGGAAGAGGCGCCGCUCGGAGCCCGAGCUGGAAGCGGAGCGAGGCCCCGCCGCCCCGCAUCGCCGCCCGCCCGAAGGGGGCGCCAGGAAGAGGCUCCUGAUGGCCGAGGAGGAAGAAGAGGGGCCGCCGGCGGGCUCUGCUUGCCCCACGGUGUCCACCGCAGCUCUGGGGUCUCCCAGCCCCUCCUCCCUGGAUAAGGAAGCAAAGGAGCUGGUGAACGAGAUGCUCUCGCCUGGCUUGAAGUUGGGGGGCACCUCGGUGGCCGUGGCCAGUCCGGAGGAGAAGGAUGCACCCCAAAAGCAGCUCCUGGAGUUGAGGGGCCGCCUGGGCAAGAUCCACAGCCUGGUGCAGAAGAUCAAGGGCGGAGCUGCCAACCUAGAAUCCAGCGGUGACCUAAAGAGCCGAUUGAAACGGGCCCGGUUGCUGGAAUCCCAGAUUCGCCAGAGGAAACUCUCCCCAAAAGAGGAAAGGAAGGAGCCGGAAUCCACCGCAGAGACCAGUGAGAAGGUGCCAGCCUACCAGCGCUUCCACACCCUCGCGGAAGACGUGCCCCCCGGCCUGCUCCUGCCCUAUAAGUACAAAGUGCUGGCCGAGAUGUUCCGCAGCACAGACACCCUCGUGGCCAUGAUGUUCAACCGCCUGGAAGCGGUCACCUUUGCCAAGGUCAAGAAAGGCGUGCAGGAGAUGACCCGCAAGCGCUUUGAGGAACGACACCUGGGACAGAUAAAGGCGGUGUACCCAGGCUCUUACGUUCUGCGCCAAGAGAGAAACAUCCCUUCCUUCGGUGGACCGGGCAAGCCAGGCAGCUACCAGCUGACUAUCGAACCAGGGCUGGGAACAGGGGAGAAGUUGACCGCAUCCCGGCUGAUGGAACGCCGGAGCAUCUUCUCCAAGAACUUGACGGCCAGGGUCAAGGAGCACCACAAGGCGUUCCUGGCUUCUCUGGACCCUCCGAUGGUGAUAGCGGAGGACAAGUUGACCCGCUGGCACCCUCACUUCCGGGUAGACGAAGUGCCUGACGUCGUGCCCGCUGAGCUGCCCCAGCCUCCCCACGUGGACAAGGUCACCACCGCGCAGGAGGUUCUGGCUAAGGCACAAGGCAUGCUGACGCCCAAGAUGGAAAAGGCGCUAGCCAACCUGGUGCUAAGGACGGCAGACAGCAGCCCCUCCAGCCCGGAACCCCCUCGCCUGGCUCUGCCCGGAACCCCCAACAGCCUGAAAGGCGUCUCACAGUCCUUAGUAGAAAGGGUCAGGGCCAAGGAGGCUCAGAAGCUGCAGGCGCUGAUGACCCGGAACCCCCAGCAGGAGCAGCGCCUGGCCAUGCUGGCCCGCCUGCCGGAGAUGGCCCGUCUCCUGCGCAACGUCUUCGUGGCCGAGAAGAAGCAAGCCCUCUCCAUGGAGGUGGCAUGCCAGCGGAUGAUAGACAGCUACCAGGCGCUCAUGCCCACGGGGGAGAUGGAGAAACACCUCCGCCUCUUCGCAGAGCUCCUGCCGGAUUGGGUGCGCGUCCUUGCCAUUCGCCAGGAGAAUUACCUGAAGCUGGACAAAGCCAUGGAUCUCAAUAUCAUAACCGAGAGGCUAAAGGCGAGAAAGCGGGAAGAGGAGAAACUCUGAUUUUUUUUUUUGGGGGGGGGGGGGGAGAUGGCCAGAAAACGGACUUCCGGGGGGAAGCAACACCUUUGUCGCCUUUGUUCUAGAUCAGUGUUUCUCAACCUUGGCAACUUGAAGAUAUCCGGACUUUAACUCCCAGAAUUCCGGAGUUGAAGUCCGGACAUCUUCAAGUUGCCAAGGUUGAGAAACACUGAUCUAGAUGGAAAUAGGAGUGGAUUUUUCUCUCCAAUGGAAAACCCACAAGCUUUUUGGCAGAGCCAAGAAGGGGGGGGGGAGGCAUCGUUACAUGAUUCAACAAACCACCUUUUUAAAGGCACAAAACAUUUUUGUCUCUUGGCCAGUUUGGAGAAAGUAUGGCUGCUUUUCCAGGAAGGGAGGGGGGGAAGGGAGGCUGGAAUCCCACAUCCUGUCCAUGAGUCAAAGAGGAAUGCUCUAUUUUUUUUUCUUUUAAAGAAAGGCUUGUUCUGUCUUGAAAUGUGAUUUGCAUACGAAACUUGGCAUUAAACUCCACUUAUACUUGAAGCUGGACAAGCUCAUCUCUUACCACCCCUUCUUCCUAAGCCCAAGGCUGGUUCCGAAGCACAAACCCUUCUAAAUCGCAGACCCCCCCCCCCCCCCUUGAGCAGUUCCACUGAGGCUUUUGGCCCCCUGGCACGCCAGACCCCUGAAGAGACGACCGGGUGACCCACAGGGCCUCAAGAAACCCCACCAGGGCCAGGGACAAGAGCAGCGUGUCUUUAAUAGGAAAUAGUUUUACAGAAGUGUUUCUUCUUUCUACUGAUUUCUGGUGUAGCAAAAUAAAGAGCCUUCUAGUCACAAAACGUAACUCUCCCCUUGCAGGGCAGAAAGCACAUCCUUGCCUAGUGAGGAAUGCGAACUAUGCAGACGGACAUGUUCAGCCUCUGGGAUUAAGAGUGAAUUGAAACGGAUUUACGGUUGGGUUGCUUCAGACCCACCCAGCAAAAGGGACUUUCUGGAGGCAGUGGGGGGGGGGGGGCAUCUUAUUUCCCUCUAGCUUCUGGAAGGGAACAUGAACGCAUUGGAGAUGAACACCACAUCAUCCUUCCUGGGAACAGACCCACACAUG
Molecule: messenger RNA, 2934 nt
Organism: Thamnophis elegans (Western terrestrial garter snake)
Lineage: Eukaryota; Metazoa; Chordata; Lepidosauria; Squamata; Natricidae
Gene: CDT1
Product: chromatin licensing and DNA replication factor 1
Exons: 10
Coding region: 33-1850 (605 amino acids)
Biological process (GO): DNA replication preinitiation complex assembly; DNA replication checkpoint signaling; regulation of DNA-templated DNA replication initiation
Cellular component (GO): nucleus
Molecular function (GO): DNA polymerase binding; DNA binding
Source: RefSeq, a predicted model, not a curated record